AUGGAUAAUUCUUCGCUAGCUUCGAGCGCUUUUGUAGCUCUCCGUCCGCUCACAUCCUCUGUUGGCAAUAAUUAUGAGUUUCUCCCUUCAGUAAAUAGACUGAGCUCCUUAUCUAUUUUCGUCAUUUCACUUGGAAUCUUUCUUGCGCUCACAAAAUCAAAGAUCUGGCUGAAUAAAACAGGCUCUCCGGCACUCUCCACAUACGAAAAGCCCCUAUGGUACCCUCACAAAGAUCCAAUUCUUGGCCUCGAUGUCUUGUUUGACCUAGCCAGAGCAGUUUACAAUCAUAGAUUCCUUGAGUUUACUGCAGAAAUGAUUUCUCGUUUUAACGGAACAAUCACCUAUCUGAGUCUUGGGAGACAGGCGGUCUACACCGUCGACCCAGCUAAUUUGCACGCCAUGCUUUCCGAUCGAAUUCGAUUUAAGGACUUUGGCCAUGGACCUACACGGAGGCAAAGUUUGCAGCCGCUCUUUGGUAGUGGGAUUUUCAACUCUGAUGGUGCAGUAUGGAAGAAGCACCGCAGUACAUUGCGACCUAUGUUGUCUCGUGUUAGAACGAUUGAAGUCGAUAUAUUUGAAAGUCAUCUGCAAAGCCUGAUGCAAUCUGUGCCCGCAGAUGGAAGUACCGUUGACCUCCAACCUGUUUUCAAUGCCAUGGCCCUUGACAUUUCGACCCAUCUCUUUCUGGGCACAUCGACAAAUGUACUCCCAUACCUUUUCAACUCAGAUCUCCGUGGAAUGAGGGGACAGAGGUUUGCCACAGCAUUCGACUACUCCCAACGCGCUGUGUCUGGAAUUGAUGAUUUCAGUUUGUCAGGACUUUGCUGGAAGCUUCUCUUUGGUGAUAAAAAGCUGGACGAGUCCCUUCAAACCAUUCACUCAUUCAUCGAUGAAAUCAUCGAACAAGCAAGCAAAAACUUCCUUGAGGAGUCUAGAUUGCCCGAGUUCAGUGACGAUAAAGGGCAAAUUUUCUUCUACAAGCUUCUCGGCGAAGGGAGGUCCAAGGAAGAUAUCAAACACGACAUUCUUAACCUCCUUCUUGCCGGUAAGGACAGUACGGCUUCUUUUCUAGCGUCGAUAUGGUACGUUCUUUGUCAAAGACCCGAUGUUUGCGAUAAGAUUCGUGCAGAAAUCAGUCCUUUGCAAGGGCAGCGCCCGCAACUUGAAGAUCUUUCUAAGUUUCCUUACCUCCGUAUGGUCCUUCAAGAAGGUAAACUUGAGUUCCCUACGUCUCUAGAGAAGCUAAUACUUAGAACUCCAACAGUAUUGCGACUUUAUCCCCCUGUUGCGAUCAAUCAGCGAACCGCUGAGGUCGAUACAUUCCUCCCUCAUGGCGGGGGAGCUGAUGGAAAAUCACCACUGCGCGUACCACGUGGCGCAUCGGUGGGAUAUUCGGUGUAUGCAAUGCAUAGGCUCCCAGAGUUUUUUGGAGAAGACGCAAAUGAAUUUCGACCUGAACGGUGGCUAGAAAACAGGCAGAAGACAGCCUACAUGCCAUUUCAUGCAGGGCCUCGAACCUGCUUGGGACAACAACUUUCCAUGUGCCUGGCCACGUACUCGACAAUAAGGCUGCUGCAGUACUACGAGCGUGUGGAGAACAGAAACGAGAAACCAUGGCAGGAAAAGUUGGGACUCAAUUGCACCUCGAGACAUGGAGUCAAGGUCGCGCUCGUUGUUUCGCGUCAUGCUCGGUGA
Messenger RNA from Talaromyces proteolyticus, 1695 nucleotides. Its product is annotated as cytochrome P450. Gene Ontology annotation, molecular function: monooxygenase activity; heme binding; oxidoreductase activity, acting on paired donors, with incorporation or reduction of molecular oxygen. Lineage: Eukaryota; Fungi; Ascomycota; Eurotiomycetes; Eurotiales; Trichocomaceae. The coding region runs from base 1 to 1695 and encodes 564 amino acids. The transcript is spliced from 3 exons. The record is from RefSeq and is a predicted model, not a curated record.